Molecule: messenger RNA, 1769 nt
Organism: Cyprinus carpio (common carp)
Lineage: Eukaryota; Metazoa; Chordata; Actinopteri; Cypriniformes; Cyprinidae
Product: OX-2 membrane glycoprotein-like
Molecular function (GO): cell-cell adhesion mediator activity
Source: RefSeq, a predicted model, not a curated record
GGGAUUUUUUUUUUUACUUUCACUAUUAUUUCUGCUUCUCUACAGUAUAUAAGCUGUGUCUGAUUACAAACAGACCAUACCAACCAUUCGACAUGUUGUGUCUACUGAUCUUAAUUUUAAGCCUCAUAAACAGAGCUUUUUCAGAUAUUGUAGCACAAGGAGCCACAGCUGUUGAGUUCGGUCAAGAUGCGUCAUUCUCUUGUGCGCUGUCAGAUGCGUCUGGUGUCAAACAAAUCACCUGGCAGCGGGUGCGCAACACGGAACCGGUACAAACUCUGGCUACAUACAGCGACCUCUUCAAGGAUCAUGUGGAUGACCAAUAUGUCGGAAAAGUCAAUUUCACAGCAGCGUCAGUUAAUUCAGCGUCCAUUGAGAUCAAAAACGCAACAUUUGAAGACGAGGCUUGCUACAUUUGUUCCUUCAAAGUGUAUCCAUUCCAGCCUAAACGACAAACCAUGUGCCUCACUGUUAAAGGUAUAUCAGAAAUAACAGCAUCAGUGAAUCCUGCACCUAAUUCUGAUCCAGAUGUUGUAGUCUCAUGUUCAGCCACUGGUAAACAGGCUCCAACUAUCCUCUGGAAAUCUGCAGAGAAAGAGUUGAACUUUGGGUCAAAUAAUUUCACAACUCUCAACAAAGACAGUUCCACAACCAUUACGAGCAACAUCACGCUUCCACUGUCACAGUUUCAUGGGAAGUAUGUGGAAUGUGUGACUCAGAGUGACGGCAUAGAGAAGAGCGUCCAUAUCCUUGUGCCUGAUGAAGAUGAUAAAGUGAACAACGGUCCAAGAAGUUACAUCGUUACAGUUUCAGUCCUCAUUAUCAUGACUGUUGUGGUUCUUGUCAUUAUUGCCAUCUGUCUUUACACCAAACUAAAGAGAGCUAUUUUUGGGAUUAAAUCUACUUAUGAGGAACCACUUAAUGCCCCAAACGAGGAAUGUUAACUUUGCUGCUACCUUUAUAGUAUGGAUUUUUGCUCAUGACCUUUGUUAAUAUGAACUUUUGGGUUCUAAACUGUAUAUUAAUAUUCCUUAAAGGAAUCUUGAAUCUCUUGUCUAGUAUUUAUUUAAUUUAUAUAUUUAUUUGUUGUGCAUUAGUACAGUUAAAUACAUAAUAUUAUGACAGAGUAUUUUGAUCACAGAGAAUUAUUAUAUCAUAGACAGAUGAUAUUUAUUCUGUAACUUUAGAUUUUAAGGCUCCUAUAUUUGCACUUUAUGACUCAUUUGAAUGUACUGGCAUGCACUGAAUAAUUUUUCAGUUGUGUCUACUUGUGAAGUUUAGUCUGUGACAGUAAUUUAUAAAUUCACAAAAAUGCAGGCUCUCUACUAGUCUUGAUAUUUACCCACAAUCCUUCAUGUCACACACCAUAGUGUUACAGCAAUGUGUUGAGCAAUGACAGAGAUUUAGGGAAGAAAAAGCAUUAUUACCCAAUACAAACAGAUAAGCUAAAGGCUGAAACCCCUAGUUUUCAGCAGUGUGUAACAAAAUGAAAGUUAUAUCAUUAAUGGAAACAGAAGCUGCUUUGUGGUUUCCUGCAUGAAACUCUUAAGGCUACAAAGAGAGACAACUGGCAUUUGUUAUUAAUUGUACUAUUGUUUGUUGUUGACUGCAACAAACUAAAUAGAAGUGUGUCUUGCUGGCAAAAAGUACUGUAAAUCAAACAUAUUUGUGUUUCUGAAAUAUUUCUGUAUUAUAACCCUAGGUAUGUUACAGUAUGUGUCUAACCAGUAAUAUGUGAUUGCACUGAAAUAAAAAAAAUAUGAACUGUUGGA